AUGGCCGAGAGCGACCAGAACCUAUCUUUCACUUCCCUCAUGUCCGCCCUUCCCCCGGAGCAUAUUGUGCGGACAUUUUCACACUUCAAAGGCCUACGGCUUGGAGCUGAGCAGAUACUGAAGUCUCUAAGAGAGAAAGGAGAUGGGAACCAGUUUAUGGUCAUCCACAAUCUGUUGGCACGAAUAAUCGAAGAGCUCGACGAAGAGCACCAUAGCAGCCUCGGGGAUAUCAAUUAUCGCUUUCAAUGGGAGGGGACGACUGGACUGAUUAAAGUGGUCCCUUCAGAACGCCACGACGCAACCUCGAAUAACCUCGGUCGAGCAAUCGACAGGAAGCUUACUGCAAUGGGAAUUAGGUGGUCAGAUAUGGUCUGGGCUGGAACAUCAACCUAUAAGCCCACUGCUGGUGUAGGUAAGCAGGGGGACCAAGCAUUUUUACCACCAGCUCGCUGCCCUAAUGGACUUCCAAGUGGGUCAUGGCCGACGUUUGCCAUCGAGGCAGGCGUUUCAGAAUCCAUCAGUCGGCUUCGUGAAGACGCUAGGAGAUGGUUUAUCAUUUCCGAGGGUCUGGUGCGCAUUGUCAUCAUCGUCUCGAUUAAGUCGAGCCAGGUCACGUUUGAAAGAUGGCAACUAGCUCCUAGCAAUGCUCCACGCCCACUCACUCGAGCAUAUCUUAGUACACUCCGCGCACAAACCCCCAAUAUCCCUCCCCUUACCAUCCAACCAAAUACCAGUCAGCAGCCAUACUCAGUACAGGAGGUCUACGUCGAGCCUAACAGAGUUAUCGGGGCCCCGCUAGUCAUCCCAUUCGUCGCUAUUUACGACCGACUCCCAGGACCAGGCGAGUAUGACAUCCUUCUUAACGCACAGGAUUUUCUUGAAAUCACGGAGAAGUUAUUCUGA
Messenger RNA from Penicillium bovifimosum, 903 nucleotides. RefSeq lists its product as uncharacterized. Lineage: Eukaryota; Fungi; Ascomycota; Eurotiomycetes; Eurotiales; Aspergillaceae. The transcript has a single exon. The coding region runs from base 1 to 903 and encodes 300 amino acids. The record is from RefSeq and is a predicted model, not a curated record.